AUGGGUUCUUUACGCGGUCAAGUUGAGCGUGAGAUUCCUGGCUUCGGAAAAUUGAAGGGAAAUACCUUCGAUGGUGGAGUUUGUCAGUUCAUGGGUAUCCCAUAUGGUGAACUUACAAAGAGAUGGACCCGAGCAACGUUGCUGACUAGUUGGAAAGACGGAUUUCAUGAUGGAACUGUAUUAGGACCUUGCACUCCUGUUCCACAUUUUGGUGGAAUGGAAAGCGGCGAUUUUUUCACUCCAGUGUACCAGUUUGAUCACUACAAGGGACCAUUCGUCACCGACGAGCGGAAUGCUCUAGUAUUGAACGUUGUAACCGGGCCAAUGUCUGAAGAGAAGAAGAUUCCAGUGUUUGUAUUUAUACAUGGGGGUUCAUGGAUGACUGGAACAAGUAACUUGAGUAUUUUUGAUGGGGUGAAGCUUGUGCAAAAGUCUAUCGCUGAAAACAAACCUAUCAUUGUUGUCACGUUUAACUACCGGUGUGGAAUCAGUGGAUUCUUGGCCAGUGACCUCAUUGAGAAGGAAUUGAAGCAAGAUGGCUUCAACGGAAAUGGAAAUUUCGGCCUCACUGACCAAGCUUUGGCCGUGGACUGGGUGUACCAGAACAUCCAUUUGUUUGGUGGAGAUGCCGAGAACAUCACCUUAUGUGGAGAGAGUGCCGGGUCUUGUUCGGUCAGUAAUCAAAUCUUCAGCAAUAUCAACCCCAAAUUCAAGCGAGCAAUGGCCAUGUCCGGGCUCAGUGGGACCAUUCCAGCAUAUUCAAAAUCUUAUCACGAAAAGCAAUUCCAACGGCUUCUCAAGUACUAUGAUAUCGCCAACGAUGAAAAUGCGUUAGAUAACUUGAGAAAAAUUCCUGAAAAGGAUAUGGCUAUGGCUACCAGUGAAAUUCAAGAAACAAAAGUACCAACCACAGGAAACCCAUGUAUUGAUGGCUGGUACUUAGAUUACAAUCUCAACUUUACUAACUUUGUGGAACCUCCUGAAUGGCUAGAUAGUCUUAUCUUAGGUAAUACUAAAGAUGAAGGCAUCAUGUUCUUCCCGUGCUACACGGGACUCACGUACGAGAAGCUUCUUGAACACUGUGACAAAUUUGUGCCUAGCUCUGUGAGUGAGGCUAUACUUUCAUGGUAUGAUAUGACCGCUGACAGCUCUAUGGAAGAUAUCAACUGGAAUAUGACUAGACUUAUGGGUGAUAUAACAUUCAUAUUUCCUAACUACCAAUUACUUGAAGUAUGUGCCAAGUCCAAGACAACUGCUUAUUGGUAUCACUUCGAUGAGCCAUCAACGAUCGAUGGCCCAUUGAAAGGCAAAUCGAAUCAUGCCAUUGAUUUGUUGUAUCUAUUCGGAAAUAGAAGUGAUAUGAACGACUCUCAGAAGCACUUGGUCAGUGAUUAUAUGACUCGUGUCAUCAACUUUGCCAACGGAGAACAGCCAUGGGAGCCAUACCUCGACAGGAAAGCAGUCAUGGUGUUUGGCCCAGUAGCCAAUGAAAAGUCAAAGGGUCAAAUGAUCGAACUGGAGCACGAUGUGAACAGAAAUUACAAGAUAUUCAAGAAGUUCAGAGAGAUUCCUGGAGAACAUCUUAACGAGUUCUUCACUGCACUUGACUGCUUGACCAACGAGCGAAAAUUCAUAAAUUAG
Messenger RNA from Sungouiella intermedia, 1641 nucleotides. NCBI's taxonomy places the organism in Eukaryota, Fungi, Ascomycota, Pichiomycetes, Serinales, Metschnikowiaceae. The record is from the annotation of a GenBank genome assembly.